Messenger RNA from Linum tenue, 681 nucleotides. The record is from the annotation of a GenBank genome assembly. Lineage: Eukaryota; Viridiplantae; Streptophyta; Magnoliopsida; Malpighiales; Linaceae.
AUGGCAUCCAUUUCAGCGAACUCUGAAGCUGAUCGACUGGCGCAGCUAAAGGCCUUCGACGCAACGAAAGCCGGUGUGAAAGGGCUGGUAGAUGCGGGAGUGAGAGAAAUCCCUCCUAUCUUCUACACGCCGCCUGAUAUCAUGGACAACAACAAAUCAAGUGAUGACAAGAAGUUCACCUUCCCCGUCAUUGACCUCGAAGGCACGGCCACAGAUCCUGCCAAGCGGAAGGAGAUCGUCGAGAAAGUUCGAGAUGCUUCCUCCACUUGGGGAUUUUUCCAGGUCCUUAACCAUGGAGUUCCACUCAACGUCCUGGAGGAGAUGAAAGCCGGAGUGAAGAGGUUCUACGAGCAAGAUCUCGACGAGAAGACUAAGUUCUUCUCACGUGACUACAGUACUAACAUGAUGGUUGGUACGAUUUGCUACGAACAUUUUGAGCAACAACUUCAAACUAUAUACAGGGAAAUCCUGAUGGAGUAUUCCAAGGAGAUGGUUAAGAUGGGCUACCUGAUCAUUGAGCUGCUCUCGGAGGCUCUAGGACUUGACCCAAAUUACCUGAGAAAUAAGGAUUAUCAUGUUGGGGGGCUCCAAGUGCUCCAUCAGGAUCAGUGGGUUGACAUAACUCCACUCCCAGGAUCCCUUGUAAUCAACAUCGGAGAUUUGCUUCAGGUAAUAUGUUGA